Molecule: messenger RNA, 3571 nt
Organism: Odocoileus virginianus texanus
Lineage: Eukaryota; Metazoa; Chordata; Mammalia; Artiodactyla; Cervidae
Source: RefSeq, a predicted model, not a curated record
AAGAGAUGGCCCUCUGGGUUCUCCAUCAGGUUCCAUCAAAAUCUGAGGUUUUAAAACAUGUGAGGAUCUUACUGGCUCUUUUUGCAUGGAGUUGAAACUCUUGCCUUUCUAUUGAGUCACCAUGUUUCUUACCUCUGAGCUGAGGCGAAAUGAUUGUUUUAGGAUUAAGAAUAUGAGCCCCUUCCCAGUUCCAGUUAAACUUUUCUCCUGCGUUGAGCUCCAGGGAUGGAGGCUCUCAAGCAUAACUGUCACUGAAUUUUCUCUUUUAAAUGUAAUCCCCUUCCUCUUUUUUUCCUGGUGACACUCUUUGGAAAGUCCACUUUAACGGCUCCUCAUCGUCAUGUAUGGGAAUGUUGCUAAGAAUCCCAGAUUCUUCUCAUUCAUCUCAGCCAGCACCACUGGUGUGGUUUCCUUAGCUCCAGUUCCUAGACUUCCUUCGUUAGGUUUAAUACUUGACCCUUGCUCACAUCAAAUUGUAUGCAGAAGUACAGAGAUCUGCGCUAGGAACUUACCAACCAGAUGUAGACUUAUGACAUUAAUCUUGUCCAUAUUUGGGUGAUGGAUGUUCAGUUUGAGGGCCAAUCUACUUUUUUAAGUCACUGAGUCAGUUACAUACACAUUAAUGUCAAGUAGCUAUUGCGGGGAGGAGGGAAAAUGAUAGAUUAGAGGAAUAUUAACUAUUCUAAUUUGUGCUGAUAAACUUCACUUAUCAAUAUAACUUAUAUUUGGCUGCAUGCAUCUGACACUUUUCAUCCUGCCUCACGUGUUUUCCAUUUUUUCUUUCUCAGUAGACUAGCUCAUGUCCCCUGCCCACCUCAUCCUCUUGUCCAUAGUGCUCAUCAUCACCCCCGCCCCCAACCCCUCCAUCUCAGUCCACGCCCAUCCCGUCUCCAUCCCCCUUCCUGUUCGCCCUUUGGCGGAAGGUACUGGUGGCUCAGCCUGCAUGCGGCGCCCUUCUCCUCCUCUGCUGGCAUGUCACGGUGGCACUGUUGUGUUUCUUCCUCUUCCUUUUUACUAACAGACGCAGACCAAACUGGAGCAUGCCCGCAUUAAGGAGCUUGAACAGAGCCUGCUCUUUGAAAAGACCAAAGCUGACAAACUCCAGAGGGAGUUAGAAGACACUAGGGUGGCCACGGUGUCAGAAAAGUCCCGCAUCAUGGAACUCGAGAAAGACCUCGCUUUGCGAGUGCAGGAGGUAGCUGAGCUGCGGAGGCGGCUGGAGUCCAAUAAGCCAGCUGGGGAUGUGGACAUGUCACUGUCCCUCUUGCAAGAGAUCAGUGCCUUGGAGGAGAAGAUAGAAGCCACUCAUAGUGACCAUCAGAAAGAAGUCGCUUCUCUGAGGGAGCAUUUUGGAGCCCGGGAAGAAACACACCAGAAGGAGUUAAAGGCUCUGCAGGCCGCCACAGAGAAGCUUUCCAGUGAGAAUGAGUCCCUGAAAAGCAAGCUCGACCAUGCCAACAAGGAGAAUUCAGACGUGAUCAUCCUGUGGAAGUCCAAGCUGGAAACAGCCAUUGCGUCCCACCAGCAGGCCAUGGAGGAGCUGAAGGUGUCCUUCAGCAAGGGGGUCGGCACCGAGACAGCUGAGUUUGCGGAGUUAAAAACGCAGAUAGAGAAGAUGAGACUAGACCACCAGCAGGAAAUAGAAAAGCUGCAGAACAGGCAGGACUCGGAAAGGUGUGCUCACAUGAAAGAGCUCGAAGCCCUAAAGGCUAAGCUGAUGCAAGUCAUUAAAGAGAAGGAGAACAGUCUGGAAGCCAUCCAGUCGAAGCUGGACAAAGCGGAAGACCAGCACCUAGUGGAAAUGGAGGACACCUUAAACAAACUGCAGGAAGCCGAGCUAAAGGUAAAGGAGCUAGAGGUGCUACAAGCCAAAUGCAGUGAGCAAACCAAGGUUAUUGAUCAUUUUACAUCACAGCUCAAGGCUGCCAAAGAAAAGCUCUCGGAUCUUGAUGCACCUCAGAAAGCCAGCUCUGAAGGUAAAUCGGAAAUCGAGAACCUCAGACAGGAGCUCAAAGCAGCUAACAAACGGAUUAAAAGCUUAGAGAGUGAAAAGGAUGCUGAAAGCGGCAAGGCUAGUAGCAUCACCAAAGAGCUGCAGGGAAAAGAGCUAAUGCUUAAUAACCUUCAGGAAAACUUGAGCGAAGUCAGCCGAGUGAAAGAGGCUUUGGAAAAAGAACUGCAGGCUUUGAAAGAAAAGUUCGCUGAUGCUUCAGAGGAGGCAGUCUCUUUUCAGAGAAGUAUGCAAGAAACUGUAAAUAAAUUACACCAAAAAGAGGAACAGUUUAACGCCGUGUCUUCCGAACUGGAGAAGUUGAGAGAAAAUUUAAUGGAUAUGGAGGCAAAAUUCAGAGAGAGAGAUGAAAGGAAAGAGCAGCUGUUAAAGGCAAAGGAAAAACUGGAAAAUGACAUUGCAGCAAUAAUGAAAAUGUCUGGAGACAAUUCUACUCAGCUGACAAAAAUGAACGACGAACUACGUCUGAAAGAAAGAGAUGUAGAAGAAUUACAGCUGAAACUCACCAAGGCUAACGAAAACAGAAGCCUCCUGCAGAAAAGUAUCGGGGAAGUAACUCUCAAAGCUGAACAAAGUCAGAAAGAAGCAGCUAAAAAGCAUGAGGAAGAAAAGAAAGAACUGCUGAGAAAACUGUCAUACCUGGAAAAGAAGGUGGAAAUGAGCCGCAACGAGUGUCAAGAUCUGAAAGCCAGGUACGAGGAAGCCAGUUCUGAGAGCAGAGCCAAGCACGAAGAAGUCCUGCAGAGCCUCCACAAGCUGCUCCGGGACACAGAGGAGCGGCUGAAGGCUACACAGGAGGAGAACUGUGAGCUGCUGCAGAAGCUGGAGGAGCUGGGGAAGCAAGCCGAAGGAGCCAAAGUAUGUGGUGGGGAGGACCGUGUGCCCCAGCAUAGUGAGCUUUGCGUCCCGCGUCGGGGUUGUAAGGGUGCUUAGGAAGCAGCAGCGUGUGGAAGGGGUUCGGUGGCCUUCAGAGCGCAUGGCAGGAAGGGGAAGGACGUCUCCUGUGGCUUCAAGUGUUUUGUACCAGCCGCUCUCCCUUCUCAGGGUUGGUGGUGGCUACAGGUCUUUCUUUCCACCCUGAAUGGACUGUGUAGCCAUCACCCCCUACGCUGCUUCACAAAGAGCCUUCUGUUGCCUGAGCUCUGUCCACCUGCUUGUAAUAGACUCUGUCGCGGAAAAGCAUGUCCCUCUAGUCUUGGCCGUCUUGCUGCCACCUUGCACCAGGGUUAGGAGAGACAUCGUGCAGAAGAGCAAGAGGCAGAGGCCACGCGUGAGGCAGGUGGGCAGGGAAUGGAGCCUUGUCGGAAGAGCAGAGGAAAAAGAAGGGAGACCUCUGGAGAAAGUUUUCGUAUGUCCCCAGGAAGGCAGUGAAAGCUUAUUAACAAGGAAGUUGGAUUGAAGGGCUGUGAGAAAACAUCCUACUACUGAGUAGAGUAGAACUCGAUACAUUGAAUUUUAUUUUAUGGUGUCAGGAUUGUGUCAGUGUCCCAAUAUGUUUUCUGACCCACUUACUGCUAUUUAAAUUGCUCAAAGAAAAGUAAAUUAUUGUCUUUAAUUGUU